GGCGCGAGGCAUGCUGGGACUGGGAUCCGAGGCCCUUCCGGCGGAGCCAUGCCUGGCCCGGCGGCGCUUUGCUCCGGCUGCGGGGUCCGUCGGGCGUCGCUGCGUCGCCCCAGGAGCGGCGAGGCCCUGUGCCGCGAGUGCUUCGUGGCGGCCUUCGAGGCGGAGGCGCACGUCGGGAUCGCGUCGGCGCGGCUCUUCGAGUCGGGCGAGACGGUGGCCAUCGCGGCUUCGGGCGGCAAGGACUCGACGGUGCUGGCUCACCUGCUGCGGGUGCUGAACGAGCGCCACGGCUACGGCCUCCGCCUCCUGCUCCUCUCCGUCGACGAAGGCAUCGCCGGCUACCGGGACGAGUCCCUGGCCGCCGUGCGACGCAACCAAGCCCGGCUGGGGCUCCCGCUCCACGUCGUCUCCUACCAGCAGCUCUACGGCUGGAGCAUGGACUGCAUCGCCAGGCACCUCGGCCCCAGGAACCACUGCACCUUCUGCGGCGUCUUCCGAAGGCAGGCCCUCGACCGCGGAGCCGCCUUCGUCGGGGCAGACAAGAUCGCCACGGGUCACAAUGCAGACGAUGUUGCUGAGACUGUGCUGAUGAAUUUCCUGCGGGGGGAUGUAGGACGGCUCCGGCGCUGCACAGAGAUCCUGACAGGUAGUGAGGGGACACUGCCACGCUGCAAGCCAUUGAAGCAUGCCUAUGAAAAGGAGAUUGUACUCUAUGCGUAUUUCCAGGGCUUGGACUACUUCAGCACUGAAUGCAUUUAUGCCCCCAACGCUUACCGUGGCCAUGCCCGGAACUUGCUCAAAGACCUGGAGGCCACACGUUCCAGCACAGUGGCUGAUUUGGUGCACUCGGGUGAGCGACUGGCCAUCCGUGAGGACGUUCGCAUGCCCAUCCAGGGCACUUGCCAGCGCUGUGGCUAUCUUUGCAGCCAGCCCCUCUGUAAAGCUUGUGUGCUCCUUGAAGGACUCAAUCGAGGUCUUCCCAGGUUGGGUAUUGGCAAGCCUAGCUACCUCCAGAAGGCUUUGUUAGUGUGUGAGAAGAAAGCAGAAGUCAGCUUACAACAAGAAGAAGGCGCUCGGCAGAGAAGCCAAGACCCAAACACAAUAGAUUUCUGAGCCUGACUUCUGUAUAGCCUUUCCUGCUGAGAAAGGCUUGUAUUCUCUUGGAAGGUAAACAGUUGCCUGUUUGAUGGCUGUAUUGAUUAAUUGUGUAGAUCAGGGAUGGGGGAAUCUGUCCUUCCAGCCAUUGUUGGACUGCAUCUCCCAUCAAUGUCUGCUGGCAUUGACAUUGGUGAGGGAUUCUGGGAGUUAUUAUCCAACAGUAUCUGGAGGGACAUGCUCUAGAUCAGUGGUUCCCAACCUUCCUAAUGCCGCGACCCCUUAAUACAGUUCCUCAUGUUGUAGUGACCCAAACC
This is a messenger RNA of Sceloporus undulatus (fence lizard), 1412 nucleotides long. It is a transcript of the gene CTU1, whose product is annotated as cytosolic thiouridylase subunit 1. Gene Ontology annotation, cellular component: cytosolic tRNA wobble base thiouridylase complex; mitochondrion. The transcript has 2 exons. Gene Ontology annotation, biological process: tRNA wobble position uridine thiolation. The record is from RefSeq and is a predicted model, not a curated record. Gene Ontology annotation, molecular function: tRNA binding. Lineage: Eukaryota; Metazoa; Chordata; Lepidosauria; Squamata; Phrynosomatidae. Bases 49 to 1113 code for a protein of 354 amino acids.